UGUUCCUCAGUAGCGGUGUCCGACCCCCGGGUUAUGCGCGUAACUAUGAUCACUCUGCUGCCUAUUCUCCUUUUUGUGAGUCCGGUCGUGGGUCAUUCGCGGGUACCUCGGCUCAAAGUGGACCUGAGCGAUGAAAUUAAAGACCGGGCUGUGUUUAACCAUACUGGAAAGUUUGCCACCACUCUCCGCGAGGGAAGCACUGUUUAUAUCGGUGGAAAUGGAGUCCUUCAUCGGAUAAACUUUGAUGUCUCUCCCACACUAGAAACGAUCAGCGUGCCCCAUGAAUCCAAAGGAUGUCAAGAAAACAAUGGGGGAUCCUGUGGGAAUUAUAUCAUGAUCUUACAGAAGUUCAAUGAAACUAAUCUCUUUGUGUGUGGAACCAAUUGGAUGGACCCAAAGUGUUGGCUGUUUUUUAACAAUAAAUGGGAAGUAUUUAAGAACGGACAUAACUAUGCCCUGGGAUCAGGUGUCUGCCCAAAAACCCCACAACAAGGCUUCACUUCACUGGUUGUCGAGCAACGACUCUAUUCCACAGCAUCUGAUGGAGACAGAAAUCAACUUAUUAGCUACAAGAAGGGUGAACAACCCUCACGGUUAAAGUCUGCUGACGACUGGAUGAAUGAUCCCAAGUUUGUGGGAAUGUCACCAAUGGGUGACAUGAUUUACAUGUUCUUCAAGGAAAGGAUUGCAAAGGAAAACCCGGAUAUUGACCCAUGGAUUUCACGGAUUGGCCGAGUGUGUAAGAAUGACCGAGGUGGAUCCAGACAACGACUGCUGAGUAAGUGGGCAACCUUUCUCAAAGCCCGUCUGCUCUGUAGCAACCCUGCUGAGAACGUCCAUUUCAACAGAAUUGAAGAUGUCUUUGUAUACAAGUCACCCCGUGACAACGAAGAGAGAGUGUAUGGAAUUUUUAGCAGCAAUUGGAAUGGAACAGCCGUGUGCGUGUACUCCAUGAAGGAGAUCAGUGACGUGUUUGAAAAAUCUGCCUUUGUGGGUUACGGGGACAGUAUUCCCUCCAACCCCAGACCCGGCCAGUGUGUCAAUAACACAAAGGAACUGCCGGGUAAGGUACUCGUUGUUAUGGAGAACCAUCCAGAAAUGGCAGUUUCAAUCAAUCCCAUUGGAAAAAACCCUCUCAUGAUCAGUUAUCAGAACCAUUUCAAGAAAAUAGUCGUGGAUUCUGUUAUUGGCCCCGAAGGAAUAGAGUCCCGUGUCCUGUACGUGGCGAUGGGAAAUGGUAAAAUCCAGAAGAUUCUUGAGAUUGAUCCCCCAACCUUCAUUGUAGCAGAGCUUUCUGUUUUAAAAGAAUCUGCACCAAUUCUGUCAAUGUCCCUUGACUCUACCGAGAAACUUUUGUACGUCACAUCUGCCAGGGAGCAGGUUCGAUUCUCACUGGUGCGGUGUGAGCUAUACUAUGGAAGCUGUGGAGAAUGUGUUCAGGCCAGAGAUCCUUACUGUGGAUGGGAUACUAAGGAACAGAAAUGUGUCCCCUACACACACAAUCCUAAGACUGUCAUACAAAAUCUCAAGAAGGGUGACGGCUGUGUCCAGGGUUCAGUUGCACGCCUGAGUUCCUCACGGCAGAAAAUCCCUCAGGACUGGCCGGUGCUCCCUCUCUCUCUUGACAAAGGCAUCUCCGUGUACCUGCCCUGCCCAAAGAAAUCCUAUCACGCCAAUUACUGGUGGAGGUUCAAUGACAGCAAGGAGCUGCCCUGUACUUCGAACGGUGAUGACUGUCUGCUGCUCUUAAGAGAAGUUUCUGAAGCUGAUAUUGGCUAUUAUGAAUGCUUUUCAAAUGAAAGAGGAAUGAAACGUUGUCAUGCUGCUUACGUUGUUGAGGAUAACGGCAGCACUUCAAUUCACCUCUCCAGUGUUAUGUUCUCUGUGUUGAUGGUAGUCCAUUUUCAGUUUUUGUAAUGAACCUGAGUGAUGUUUCCCUGACAACAGAGACGCAUUUUCCUCAGAGCCAUCUAGUUGACAAACAAUUCCCAUCCUUCCCUGAGGCUCCAGGUUCAGUCAGCCUGCCAACAUCCAGACAUCCAGGGUUCCAAAUGGUGAUCUUGUUCAGACGUUCUUUAAAUAAUUCCUAGAUAUCAGAUCAUUACUUCUCAUUUGUGAGGCUAGGAAUUUGGAGGGAAAAUGCAGCCCUUUAUUAUCUUGGAAAUUUGGAUUUAGUCCUUGAAGUUUCCACUGACCUAAGCAACAGCUGAAUAAUGAUCAAAAUGCCAUAAUUACUCAGUAGGUCAGGCAGUGUCUGUAGAGGGAGAAUCUUGAGUUAAAGUUUCAGGAUGUUGACUUGUCAGUUAUACAAAGUUGCUUUAUUUCUGUUUUUAAUUUGCAUGGUUUUCAAAGUUUGAAUCUGAAUCCAUCCGUAAAUUUAUGACUCAGCUCAUUAUUGUCAGGGAGAGGGAAAAACAGAUUUAAGCUUUUACGAUUGUUUGUUGUUUGAACUCAGCAGAACUGGCGAUACAGUGGACAGUGAGGGAAGUUGUCUGAAGCUACAAAAAGAUACAGAUUCUAUAGGAAAAUGAACAAAGGAAUGGAAUGCUGACUGUUGCAGAGUAAUGCUUUUUGGGAAGUUAGAGUAGGUGAGAAUGGUCGGACCCUGGCGAAUGCUGUAGAACAAGAAGAUCAAAGGCUAGAAGUACACGGGCACCUGAAAGUGAUGAUGCAGGUGGGCAGAGUGGUGAAGAAGGCUUGUGGCAUCACUGCCCAUGGCACUCAGUACAUCCCAUCUCAGUUGUGCAAAACGUGGGUCAGAUUGCAUGGAGUACUGUGUGCAGUUCUGUUUGCCAGGCCACAGGAGGCGUGUCAUUAAACUAGAGAGGAUGCAGAAAAGACUCGAAGUCUUGUUGCUUGGAGUGGAGGGUUGGAGGACAUAGGAGAGAUUGGACAGGCCAGGACUUUUCCUGAAGUGAAAAAGGGUGAGAGGUUCCCUUAGAGAUGUUUACAAAAUUAUGAGGGUUACAGAUAGGUUGGGGAGUUGCAGGCUUUUUCUCAGGGUAGGGGAAUCUAAAGCUAGAUGGCAUAGGUUUAAGGUGAGUGGGGAUCUGAGGGGCAGAAAGUGGUGGAUAUACAGAUAGAAAAGUUGGUAGAGGUGGGUACAAUCACAAUGUUUUGAAAACAUUUGGGCAGAUACACGGACAAGAAAACUUCAGAGAGAUUUUGGCCAAAUGCAGGCAACGGGAGUAGGUUGGCUAGCAUGGAGUUGUGCUGUGUGCCAUGGCUCCAAUCAUCAGAGGCUGUCUCAACCCACACCACCUCCUGGCCAUUACCCCAGAAACCUGGACCAGGUGAGCCAGUGAGGAAACUGGAGCUCACUCUGGGAUUUUCUGAUGUAUGAUGGUGAUCCACAGGUGAAAGGGCGCUGAGUAACUAAGUUAAUUUUCUGUUCAGAACCCUGCUAGCCAGAGGAAGGGAGGCAGCCUCCAUGCACACCAGUCCAAAGCAACAUUCUCCUGCUGGGUGCUGGGAGGCGUGGCUGUAUCUCGGGGAAAUCCAUCCAGAUCUAAGGUCAGAGCAGAGUGGGUGACAUUGCUGCGUGGGGAAGGGGUUUGAGGAAUGAGGGUCCGAGGGCGAUAGUGGGUGGAGAACUAAUGGUGAGGAGAAAAGACAGUCACUUCCAGGAUGGGGUCCUGCCUCCAGAUGCCAGGGCCAAAGCCAUCACAGGCUGUUUGUGGGGCAUUCUAAAAGGGGUCGGAUAAACAAGCAGAGGUCCUGAUGAGCAGGCAGAAAGAGGAAGGAGGUCCUGUAAUGUGAAUCAGGUGAGCUAGAUCAGGACUCUGUGACAGACUUUGAUAAGUGAAGUGUGUUAUCGAGGGCCGACAAGAAACCAUUUCAUUGCACUAAAGUUACAAUGUGGGAUGGGAGUCUGUACUUUGAUAGGGAUGUUUUCCUUCAACAUGUAUUUCCUCCCCCGUUGCCCUCUCUCUGACUGCACUCUAGCAACUUGCCCUCAUAAUCAUCGUGAUUGGUUGGAGUUGGCAGGUGAUUUGACCUUGAGCAUCAGGAGCCCGCACCAUCCAUCCCUACCCAGAGUCCCCACGGUAUACACCCAGCCAUUUUAGUCUGUAGUGUGAUAAGAUGCCUCAGAUACUCCUGCUUUGAGUAACUUUGCCACCCUAAUCUGCAGAAAGAGCUGCCAUGAAUGAAAAGGCUAACAUUGCUAAUAGCGACAGCAAACUUGCAGAACGUGUUUCCAGAAUGCUCCACCAUACUUCUGCGCAGUUUUUUUUUUACAGGGACUAGGUACACCGAGACAUCUUCAGGCUGCUUUGGCCUUCAGGUUAACCCUGGCUAAUCUGUAGCUCAAAUCUUGGGUUAUCCAGGGCAGGGGUGGGGUGGGUUGGGGCAACGGGAGACAGAGUUUAAAAUGGAAACACAGAUCCCCCUUGGUCUGGGAUGUUUAAGCCUCUGAAGCCAUGGAAAGCAAUGCCUUACAGUAUCAGCGCCCUGGGUGUAAUUCCCACUGCUGUCUGUAAGGAGUUCGUCUGUUCUCCCUGAGACCGAGUGGGUUUCCUCCGAGUGGUUAAUUGGUCAUUGAAAAUUUCCCGCGAUUAGGCUCGGGUUAAUUUGGGGGGGCUUUCUUUAUAAAAACUAUAUUUAAAUGUUCAGGCAAUAUGCAUUCUGCUGGAAAACACAAUCUAACCACCAGUUAUUCUGAAUGUAUGGUGUUAUCCAUAAGUAUUUCAGGGAAGCUGAUCGAUAUCCGGGAAAUGUAGUUAUCGGGGAGAUGGAGAAAUGAGGAUGGGGUUUGGAUAUUUCAACAAAGGCUGGCAUUGACUAAUGGGAUCUUCAGCCAACGUGUUUCCAUAAACAUAGGGUUUGUUGGGGAGGGUGGGUCUGGGUUAAUCUGGAACUGAGUGGGGGAAUUUGAUGUAACGUGGAUAAGUUUGUGCAGAAGGUGAAAACUAACGCUGCCAUAUGAAUGUGACAGCAGGGAAGAAGGAGAAGAGCACUGCAUCAGUGUGUGUGAAGUCAGGUGGAUUCUAUGAUUCUAAGGCAGAGUUGCACAUUUUCAGCUGCUCAAAGUUUUGUUGUUUGUCUUAUGCAAUUCAAACCGACACACAAAUAUUUUGGGUGGUCUGACAUUGUGCUGUGCACAUCCUGAAGAUUUUAAAGAAGGUUCACGGAUUUACGUUCUGCUGUAUACUUUGGAUCUGACGAGGGAGUUCCAACAAUUAUUGUCCACAGGGAAGCGGAGGUGAGACCACUGAAGUAAGUGGCAUUGCUCUCAAAAUGUCACCUUCUCCGACAGGCUUGUAGAUUCUUCACAAUCCCAACAAAAGCCAGAUACUAUGGACACUGGAAAUCCCAAAGUAAAGCAGAAACUGUCCUGGAGUAACAGAGAGAGGAAAACAGAGUUAACAGUUCCGGCUGUUUAUCAGAAAGUUGCCAAGACCAAAUGCUGAUUGUUUCUCUCUGUGUGCAGUACAGUGAGCACACAGGUCUAGGGCUGUGUUUCACCGUGAAUGGAUGAAUGAACUCCGAGCUGUUAACAUGGUGUUUUACAGGAAUGUUGACAUCCAGUACAUUCCUGGAGCAGAUUAGUUCACAUUUGAAGGAUGGAUUUAUACCUCAGUAACUUUGUAUUUAUUACAUUUUGUUAGAAUAUGUUUAACUGUACAGAUUUAUAAUUUAUAAAUUAUAAAUUAUAAAUUAUAAUUUAUAAAUUAUAAAUUUAUAAAUUAUAAAUUUAUAAAUUUAUAUUAUAAAUUAUUUUUCUAUUUGCCACUGAUGAGAUAUAACUUUGAUUGCAAUUUGCAUUUUUUCACCUUUGCAUCAUACACCCUGCACUCUGAUGCACUGAAAUCUGUCAUACCAGUUCAGGGCAAUAUUCUUGGAGGUCCAGCAGAUGUUUGUGGAGAGAUGAUGGAGGAAACUCGGCUCCUGGCAACGACCUGAAGCCCCGGCAACAGGUCUAAUCUUUGCUGUGGCUCUGCCGUACAGAGAGCCUGCAUUAUGGAGGGGUGGUGUUGCAGCACCAUUUUCUGUAAUAGGAAGCUGUGCAUCUCCACGUGUACCAGAAAUGUGAGCUGGGAAACAAAUAUUUAGUGUUUAUUUAUUUAUUCAUAUAAAUUCUGCAAGAGCGAGUCUAAGCUUGUAUAAUUGAAUGUUUGGGUUGUGAUUUGUGUGAACGGCUGUGACGCAGGGGCCUCCAGGGAGAUUGCAGCUGGGCUGGGCCCUGAGAGUGCUGAAAGGAGGGAGGAUGUACAAUUGAGGUGAAGAUAUAAGACAACUUCUCCUGUUGGUACAUUGUGACCUUUGCCCCCCCCCCCCCCCAUAUGACUGUGUUUGGGAGGAAGCACAAGCUGUGCCAGACAAGUGGGGCUGCAGUGCAGUGACUGGAGAUGUUGUGUCCUGACUGACAAUGGACAGAAGUAUUAAUGUGACCUGAUUUGUAAAAUCGCUGUGCAAUUCUUGUUUAACAUCAACUAGACUUUGUAAAUGAACUGUUCUGCUUGUGUUUUACAUAGUGGUCCAAUAAAUAUUAAUAUGUCCUGAUUUGUAAAAUCUCUGUGCAAUACUUCUUUAAUGUCAACCGGACUUUGGAAGUGAACUGUUCUGCUUGUAUUUUACAUAGUUGUCCAAUAAAGAUAGGUUGUCCCCA
This is a messenger RNA of Hypanus sabinus (Atlantic stingray), 6610 nucleotides long. Its product is annotated as semaphorin-7A-like. The coding region runs from base 34 to 1917 and encodes 627 amino acids. Gene Ontology annotation, molecular function: chemorepellent activity; semaphorin receptor binding; integrin binding. The transcript has 14 exons. NCBI's taxonomy places the organism in Eukaryota, Metazoa, Chordata, Chondrichthyes, Myliobatiformes, Dasyatidae. The record is from RefSeq and is a predicted model, not a curated record. Gene Ontology annotation, biological process: positive regulation of cell migration; negative regulation of axon extension involved in axon guidance; positive regulation of macrophage cytokine production.